UAUUAUUUUAUAAAAAAAAAAAUAAAUAAAAAUAAAAAAAUAAAAAAAAAAACACAUUAAUUGGCAAAAACUAAACAAGAAGACAAGGACACACGAACCGUUGAUCUAAACUUGACAACGACGACCAAAAAUUGUUUAUGAAGAAAAUGACUUAACUCCUCUCGCAAUAAAAACGACCAAACCUUGUAAUUCCUGGAUUUAGCAGUUGAAAACGUUAAUAUACCUCAUCAGAAAUUUCCUAGUAAAUAUACCAUAUGAUAUUCUGAUGAAAAAGGAAGAAAUGCUCAUAAAAAUCUCAUCUUUAAUGGUCUGGGUUUAAUUCUUCUUUAAAUGAAGUGAUAGGUAGAGUUAAUGCAAGCUUUUUUUUCACUUGGUUCGACUGAGAAGUAAAAGCAAAUAAGUGGGUUCGUCUUGGUUAAUGGAUUUGGGUCAAUGAUGGAGCUUGGGUCAGAUUUUGCCGGUCACUGUGUCUGUGAGUGCUGCGCUGUGGUGAGUGACAGUAGCGUACCGUUCAUUCUUCUACAUUUUUAUGGUGCUUUCAUCUGUGAAAGCGGUUGAUGGGUCUUCUUCUACGCAACUACAACACUCUUGUUUAUUAUUUUUUUUCAUUUUUUAAGAAGAAGGAGUUGAUGCUUAGCAGGAAAUACUAGGGAACAAAAUGUCGGUGAGGAGCAGAGGAGGGGUUACCGGUGAUUUAGCUAAAAGAAAUGUUAUGAGAAGGAAUUGGGCUCUUUUGCUUUGCUUUGGCAGCUUUUGUGCAGGAAUGUUCUUCACCAAUAGUUGUAGCAGGAUGUGGAUUAUGCCUGAAAUUGGAAAUACCUCAAGAACAUCUGAAACGAGCAAUAAACAGUUAGACAUAGAAUCCAAGGGUUGUAGUUCGAAAGUUGUUGUGAAGAAUGCAUCCACUGAUGGUCUACAAGAGUUGGCCGAUACUCAACAGGUCAUUCGGAUGAUAAAUAAGACAGUUUCAGAUUUGGAGAUGAAGUUAGCAGCUGCAAGGGCAGCCCGCGAGACUGUACAUAAUGAAAAUUCUGUAUCUGGAAAUUUGAAGACUGUUGAAUCUACCUCAAAAAGAAAGUACUCAAUGGUUAUAGGAAUCAAUACAGCAUUUAGUAGCCGGAAGAGAAGAGAUUCGGUUCGUAUGACUUGGAUGCCUCAAGGCGAGAAAAGAAAGAAGUUGGAAGAAGAGAAGGGCAUAGUGAUACGCUUUGUUAUAGGUCACAGUUCAACAUCUGGGGGUAUUCUUGAUAAAGCUAUUGAAGCUGAGGAGCUUAUGCAGGGAGACUUCAUGAGGCUGAAUCAUGUUGAGGGUUACAUGGAGUUAUCAGCCAAGACAAAAACCUUUUUUUCCACCGCUGUGGCUAUGUGGGAUGCAGAAUUUUAUGUCAAAGUUGAUGAUGAUGUUCAUGUUAAUAUAGCCACACUUGGGGCAACACUAUCUAGGUAUCGUACGAAAUCUCGAGUUUAUGUUGGUUGUAUGAAGUCUGGUCCAGUCCUGGCUCGAAAGGGGGUGAGGUACCAUGAACCCGAGUAUUGGAAAUUCGGUACAGCAGGGAACAAAUAUUUCCGGCAUGCUACAGGACAAUUAUAUGCUAUCUCAAAAGAGUUAGCCACAUAUAUAUCAAUAAACCAAGAUCUGCUGCACAAAUAUGCCAAUGAAGAUGUUUCAACAGGAUCUUGGUUUAUUGGAUUAGAUGUUGAUUAUAUUGAUGACAGGAGACUUUGUUGCGGCACCCCACCAGAUUGUGAGUGGAAGGCUCAGGCAGGCAACAUCUGCGUUGCUUCAUUUGAUUGGCGAUGCAGUGGGAUUUGCAAUUCUGUUGAGCGGAUGGCAGAAGUUCAUCGACGAUGUGGUGAGGACGAGCAUGCUCUAUGGAGUGCGAGUUCCUGAGGGUAACAGGUAGCUGCUGUUUCAUAUUCAGGAAAGGAUACAGAGAAACCCGGGGAAACUAUUCUCGGUGUAGAUAAGUACAGAAAGUUAUGUAAGAGAAAAUAUUGCUGGUUGGAUUUGAGGGGCCUAUCUGCAUUUUCUUCUGAGCAGAUCAAAACCCCCUAAAGGCAUCAAGAUGGUAUAUACAUUUGACACUAUUCUUUAUUGGUGGAGAGCUAAUUUUUGCAAGUUUUCCAAUCCAUUUUAUUUGUGGGCAGCCUUUACUUAAUAAAAUUAGUAGAUAUAGAUAUGCUUAAGUUCUUUCUUCCAUUAUUUAUUUAUAGUUUUAAUACAUUAAAGUAAAAGAAACACUUUUGGGAAGAAUUAUAAUUGUUUUAUAAUUUAAGUAUAGCUCCAAUAAUGAGUCAAUCUCAAGUCUCUUCAAA
Cannabis sativa is the source of this 2316-nucleotide messenger RNA. Its product is annotated as probable beta-1,3-galactosyltransferase 2. Bases 659 to 1891 code for a protein of 410 amino acids. Gene Ontology annotation, molecular function: hexosyltransferase activity. The transcript is spliced from 12 exons. NCBI's taxonomy places the organism in Eukaryota, Viridiplantae, Streptophyta, Magnoliopsida, Rosales, Cannabaceae. Gene Ontology annotation, cellular component: Golgi membrane. The record is from RefSeq and is a predicted model, not a curated record.